AUGUCUUCCACCAACACCAAUCUCUCAACUCAGCUCCAGUCACCAGACCAACUACUCUACCUCUGCGAAGUGGUGCAAAAGUCGGAGGACUACGCUCGGCUGCAUCACCUCCUUGCAUAUUGUCGCGAUGCUGCUCCGCCUAGUGUCCAGCAAAGCGAUACAGUGGUAAAGUGCCUAGCGGUGCUAGCGCUGCUGGAGGGCCGCUAUCAGGAUGUCUUUGCCAUCCUUCAGACACGUUACUUCGCACCACGUCAUCAUGCGCGGUUGCAGGAGUUGUGGCUACGCGGUCACUACGAGGAAGCUGAGCAAGCACGAGGCUGUUCACUGAGCGCGGUGGGGCGCCAUCGCCUGCGGAAGAAGCAUCCUCUACCACCUACCAUCUGGGAUGGGGAGGAAACAAGCUACUAUUUUAAAGAGAAGUCGCGAAGGCUGUUGCGUCAACAGUACGCAGAGAAUCCCUACCCUUCGCAGUGGGAGAAGAAGGAGCUUGCAAGACGCACCGGUCUCACUGCUGUGCAAGUCUCCAAUUGGUUUAAGAACAGACGACAACGGGAUCGAACAGGAGAGUGCCUUUCACCGGCUUCGUCAAAGUGA
This is a messenger RNA of Hydatigera taeniaeformis, 594 nucleotides long. Lineage: Eukaryota; Metazoa; Platyhelminthes; Cestoda; Cyclophyllidea; Taeniidae. The record is from the annotation of a GenBank genome assembly.